CAGAUAUUCGUCGUAUUCAUCGUCAUGAUUGUUGAGGUAGGACAGAUAGUCGGCCAAGGCCUGUGAACAGAAUCGAGGCUGCCUUCCUCUGUCCUGUCGAUUUGUCCUGUCAAUGCAGGCCCGUCUGUACCUUGGGCGAUGCGAAGUCUUCCGCGACGACGUAGCUGUGCGGAUGGGGGGCGAAGAGGUGGUAGUUGUUCUUUCGCGACUUGACGAUGGGCACGGUGCCGGCAGCCAGCGCAAUCCCAAACUUCUCGGUGACGUAGUCAGGCGUGUCACUGUUCUCGAGCGCCAGAUGGAACUUGAAUGUCCUGAUGAGCUCCAUCUUCUCACGACAGUUGCGCAGCACGUCCUGCAGUGACCUGUUCCUUUUCCGCAUUCUUUCGUGUGAGUCGGGCAUUGGCUCGUCCAUGUAGUCGCUCGCUUUCGCAUUGUUGAGGCACUGGCCGAACGAAUGGAUGAACACGUGCUUGCCCAGCUCUUUCAUGUAUCUCAGGCGACCAUUCCUUUCACGCGAACAAGACAGAAAAAUCUCUGCCUUGCGUUGGGUGUUUUUCUCUGUAUCUCACUUGUCUUUCUUUCCGCAGUUUGACACGACGAGGCUGACAAGACGAUCCUUCCUCUUGGCCCGUGGAGGCGUCAUCCAGUGGAAGCUGAAUAUAGUCAGAGGUCACAAGAAAGAGACGAUCAUUGAGUUUUGGCUAACUCCAGAAAUGUCUCAGGGUUCAGUCGGUCGUGUCCCAGGUAGAUUCUCGGCACGUCGCUGUCGAGAUGAUACGUGGCCUUCAGGUCGAAUUUCCUGUCUCAAACGAAGGGAAGCAAUCAUGUUUAUUGCCAUGCCGUUAGCCUCUGCUUACUUGAGAUAUUCCGGCCGGCUUAGGUCUGGAAACAGAGUGGAAGGCUCCAUCGAACUCAGUGCAAAGUGCUGAGCAAAAUUACUUAGAAGGUUACAGACUGUCUACAGAUCUUCUCACCUGGUGUGACUUUUUUGCACCCUGCGCAACGAGAGUGUCGACUUCAGAGCCUUGAUUGAACGAAAACAACACUAAAUCGGCUGUCCCAUUCCACAAAAACUGCCUGCAGCGAACACCCCUUCAUAUUAUUCUUGCCAGUUCUUUCCACCUGACCUUUCUUUGGUGAGGUGGCAGGGCACGUCACACGGCAUCCGUCUAUCCUCGAGAUAGCUCCCUAUCCCCCGCCUUGUUCCCCAUUCCAACAGCCACACAGGACGUGACUCAGUCACCGUGUAAAACUCCCAUGAUUUUUUACUGCUCAAACCGCUGAGCGGCGGCGGCCUUUCCCCGGCAGCGAUAGCCUUGGCAUCGCUGCACUUGUAUCGGUAAUCAAAGUAGUCGACCCACCGAUGACGGCGAGGCCGGCGAGGAUCACUCGGAUCCAGGCGGUUCACCUUCGAACGGCCUGGCAAAGCGGGAAGUGUCGGUUGCUGACCAUGGACGAAAGGCAAUGGAUGAAACGGACGGGGAAGGUGUCGCGAACACUCAGGCAGGCGGUCCUCCCUUAAUAGGUCUUGUCUAAGCUGGCGGUACCGCAACGACGGGUAGAUCCGUAGAAGAUGAGCAGAAAAGGGGAUAAGCAGCGACGCAAUCAGAGCCGCGACCAAAAGGACUGCCGGAGGAGGAGCUCCGCGCAUUUUCG
Molecule: messenger RNA, 1656 nt
Organism: Vitrella brassicaformis
Lineage: Eukaryota; Vitrellaceae
Source: the annotation of a GenBank genome assembly